This is a messenger RNA of Penicillium longicatenatum, 1986 nucleotides long. It is a transcript of the gene tah18, whose product is annotated as NAPDH-dependent diflavin reductase. The annotation marks the transcript as partial. Gene Ontology annotation, cellular component: cytosol. Gene Ontology annotation, molecular function: FMN binding; flavin adenine dinucleotide binding; NADPH-hemoprotein reductase activity. The transcript has 4 exons. The record is from RefSeq and is a predicted model, not a curated record. Lineage: Eukaryota; Fungi; Ascomycota; Eurotiomycetes; Eurotiales; Aspergillaceae.
CCGUAUCGGCCCCGCGCCGAGUUUUGGAGUUGGAGGGGCAGAGACUACAAACAUCUAGGAACAAAGAUGGAGGACUCCCAAAGACUCGGUCACACGAGGUCGGUACUCAUCCUGUACGGGUCUGAGACAGGCAAUGCACAAGAAGUAGCCGAGGAAUUGGGUGCAGUGACCGAACGAUUGCGUUUCGUGACGCAUGUUUCCGAAUUGAACCAGGUGAAGCCGGAAACUCUGUCAUCCUACACCAUUACUAUUUUUGUCGUGUCGACGACCGGUCAAGGCGAUCUGCCGGCGAAUGCGAGGACGUUUUGGAAAUCAUUGCUGCUUAAGAAACUUUCGCCUACGUUCUUGAACGGUGUAAACUUUGCAUCUUUUGGAUUGGGUGAUAGCUCAUACCCCAAGUUCAACUGGGCUGUACGGAAGCUCUACAAGCGGCUGUUGCAGUUGGGCGCAAAUGAUAUUUAUCCCACGGGCGAGGCAGAUCAACAACAUCCAGAAGGGCUUGAAGGCACAUUUCUCCCGUGGAUAGCCGAUUUUCGCAAGAAUUUACUGGAUCGACACCCUCUACCCGCUGGACAACAUCCCAUCCCAGACGAUGUUCAACUACCGCCGAAGUGGAUCUUGCAACUGAAAGAAGGGGAUGCUUCGGUCCCAGUAUCGCGACCUUCUACCGACCAGACUGCUCAAAUAGAUGAAUUUCCCGGUUUAAUUCAUUUGGAUCAUGAUAUUCGACCGCUUCCCGAUACCCUCACCGCAACUCUAGACGAAAACCGACGUGUGACACCACAAAAUCAUUGGCAGGAUGUCCGUCGCAUCUCGCUCACGGUUCCCGAGUCCGUUUCAUACGCCCCGGGCGAUAUGAUCGCCAUCACCCCUAAAACUUCACCCACCGAUGUGCAAACCCUCCUCGACAUCACGGGCUGGAAUGACGUUGCAGAUAAACCAAUUACUCUUGUUCCUGCUCAGAGUACACCGUCAUUAUCGCCGAUACCCGGUCUCGACUCAUACCCUAAUUUGACCCUUCGCACGCUUCUGACAGACUAUCUGGAUCUCAAAGCCAUACCCCGCCGGUCCUUCUUUUCUACCAUUGCUCAUUACACUAAUGAUGAAAUGCAAAAGGAGCGUCUUUUGGAAUUCACGAACCCAGAGUAUCUUGAUGAACUCUGGGAUUACACCUCUCGACCACGACGGAGUAUUCUCGAGGUCUUGCACGAAUUCGAUACAGUGAAAAUUCCCUGGCAGCAUGCCGUAUCAGUGCUUCCGGUCAUGCGAGCACGUCAGUUCAGCAUUGCCAGUGGUGGCGCACGGAAGCGAACUGCAGACGGAAAGACCCAAUUUGAGCUCCUCAUCGCAAUCGUCAAGUAUCAGACCGUGAUCAAAAGGAUUCGUGAAGGUGUCUGUACCAGAUACCUCUCUACGCUCCGACCAGGCAGCACCCUUAGAAUCCAGCUUCAGCCCGGUGGACUCAAAUCCUCUAUCCAACAAUUGACUGGAUCCACUAUGCUUAUUGGACCAGGCACAGGCAUUGCGCCUCUUCGGUCCAUGCUGUGGGAGAAGGCGGCGCUAGUCCAAGCUUACCGAGAGCAAAACCCCGGCGUAGAGCCUCCCAUUGGACCCACAGUGCUACUUUACGGUGGUCGUAAUCGGAAUUCGGAUUUCUUUUUCUCAGAAGAGUGGGAUCAACUGAGUCAACUCAUUCCCCUACAGGUCCUUACCGCCUUCUCGCGUGAUCAGCAACAGAAGAUCUACGUGCAGGAUACGAUCCGACAAAAUUUCCCGCUUGUCUUCCGACUUUUGCAUGAACUGCAGGGGUCUGUUUAUAUUUGUGGUUCCUCUGGACGUAUGCCUCAAGCCGUGCGGGAGGCGUUGAUUGAGGCUUUCCAGAAUGGAGGUGCACCUGUACCGGGGCAACCAUACACUCGGUCGCAAGCGGAGGAGUACUUAAUUUCGAUGGAAAAGAGUGGACGAUACAAACAGGAGACGUGGUGA